Protopterus annectens (West African lungfish) is the source of this 1753-nucleotide messenger RNA. Its product is annotated as ras-related GTP-binding protein A. NCBI's taxonomy places the organism in Eukaryota, Metazoa, Chordata, Ceratodontiformes, Protopteridae. The transcript is spliced from 9 exons. The coding region runs from base 360 to 1301 and encodes 313 amino acids. The record is from RefSeq and is a predicted model, not a curated record. Gene Ontology annotation, molecular function: GTPase activity; GTP binding. Gene Ontology annotation, cellular component: lysosome; nucleus; Gtr1-Gtr2 GTPase complex. Gene Ontology annotation, biological process: cellular response to amino acid stimulus; positive regulation of TOR signaling; cellular response to starvation.
CAUAUGAUAAUCGCGUGACUGUGAAUCGUGUGUUCUGAGUUUUGUCGGGUGGUUUUAAGGGUGAUUUAGGGUAGUAAGGUUUACUUGUCACUUUUUAGUAAAUUAUAUUUGCUCGUGUAAAAGAUCCGUGGUUAAAUCUUACGGUUUGGCUUCUAACGGUGGGUGGGUGUUACUUAGAGAAGGACCGCUAAGAAACAUAAGGGUGUUGAAAUUGGUGAGGGGCCACAUACGUGGGCACGAGAAGUUGGGGCGCUACACCCUGAAAGUUUAGUCCACAGCUUUGCCUGUUGGUGUACUGUUUUAACGAGGAUUUUGCAAAUAUCAGACAACCGUUUUGCACAUACUCUGGCCACUGAGUGAUGCCUAGUGCAGCUAUGAAGAAGAAGGUGCUGUUGAUGGGAAAAAGUGGGUCUGGUAAGACCAGCAUGAGGUCCAUCAUCUUUGCUAACUACAUCGCCAGAGAUACAAGACGCUUAGGAGCUACAAUUGAUGUGGAGCACUCCCAUGUUCGAUUUUUGGGGAACCUAGUUUUGAAUCUUUGGGAUUGUGGUGGGCAGGACACUUUUAUGGAGAAUUACUUCACGAGUCAGCGGGAUAACAUUUUUCGCAAUGUUGAAGUUCUGAUUUAUGUGUUUGAUGUGGAAAGCCGGGAACUGGAAAAGGAUAUGCACUAUUAUCAAUCUUGCCUGGAGGCAAUUCUUCAGAACUCCCCUGAUGCCAAAGUUUUCUGCCUUGUACACAAGAUGGACCUUGUACAAGAAGAUCAGAGAGACCUGAUCUUUAAAGAAAGAGAGGAAGAUCUGAAACGUUUAUCAAGGCCUCUGGAAUGUACUUGUUUCAGGACAUCCAUAUGGGAUGAAACACUUUACAAGGCUUGGUCCAGUAUUGUUUAUCAGCUGAUCCCCAAUGUCCAGCAGUUAGAAACCAACCUAAGGAACUUCUCCCAGAUUAUUGAGGCCGAUGAGGUGCUCCUUUUCGAAAGGGCCACUUUCUUGGUCAUCUCUCACUACCAGUGUAAAGAACAACGUGAUAUUCACAGAUUUGAGAAAAUCAGCAACAUCAUAAAGCAAUUCAAACUUAGUUGCAGCAAGCUGGCUGCUUCAUUCCAGAGUAUGGAAGUGAGGAACUCAAACUUUGCUGCUUUUAUUGAUGUUUUCACUUCAAACACCUAUGUUAUGGUUGUGAUGUCCGACCCUUCAAUACCUUCAGCAGCGACUCUCAUCAACAUCCGUAAUGCAAGGAAGCAUUUUGAGAAACUGGAGAGAGUGGACGGCCCGAAGCAUAGCCUUUUAAUGCGUUGACCAUGGCUCAGAGUUGUAGUUUUCUCAGGGGAGGGGGACACACGCUUUUUAUCUGUCUCCUAAAAACCCAAAGAAGGCUAUUUAUGUAUUGUGUAAUCCAAAAUCAUUAUAUGGCCAUACUGCAGUGCUGUAAUUAGGUUACAGUACUUGGACAUUUUGUGGUCAUAUUCCGCGGUCUUAAUCUACUGCUGAUCGGAUUGCUUGCCAAAUAUUUGGCAAAUGGGAGACCUUUGGUCUGCAGAUGGGGCUGUGCAAUUUGAAAUGCAGUUUGAAAACUACGUAACCUGCACUCUUAGGUUCCUCGUACUGGAGCCUGGCUCGAUUUGACUUGAGCAGAUUACAUGACUUGACUUCCUGCAAGUAAUAAUGUGGUUAUUUUGAAAUGGAAGUAACAAAUAUUUUUAUCUUUGUUGCUAGCACUGAGCACCUGUUUAAUAAAACUGUUUCUGCAA